Micropterus salmoides (largemouth bass) is the source of this 7975-nucleotide messenger RNA. RefSeq names its product ATP-binding cassette, sub-family C (CFTR/MRP), member 6a (gene abcc6a). Gene Ontology annotation, molecular function: ABC-type transporter activity; ATP hydrolysis activity; ATP binding. The transcript is spliced from 31 exons. Gene Ontology annotation, cellular component: membrane. NCBI's taxonomy places the organism in Eukaryota, Metazoa, Chordata, Actinopteri, Centrarchiformes, Centrarchidae. The record is from RefSeq and is a predicted model, not a curated record. Gene Ontology annotation, biological process: transmembrane transport. Bases 2126 to 6658 code for a protein of 1510 amino acids.
GCAUGCUGAUUCAUAGAUAUUUAUGAACUAAUCAUUAUGUCAUGAUUCAUAGAUAUAGUAUCUCUCACUCUGUUCUCCAAUAACGAUCAGAUACAGUCCUCAAUUCUGAGAUAAACAGUAACUACAAUUAACAAGAAUUAUCAGGUCGUUCCUGAUUUGUUCCUCACUCGUUUUUCAGUAACUUCUCCCACUUUUGUGUACCGUAUUGUAAAAUGUUACCUUCCUUUUCUCUUAAUCUUCAAUUGUUUAAUGUUGAAGUCAGCAGGAUAAACUUUGGGGACAGCCAACGGUCAUUUGGAUCUUUCUGACCUUCUGACCACACUUCAUAACAAAGCACGCCCAACACACACACAUUUUUACCACAAUUAUAGUUCCAGUUUCCUGUCUUAAUGUCACCUCCAGUUGCACAAUAAAACAACUCAUUCAAAUCCAACUUUUAGAAGAAUUUUACAUUCAAAUGAGUUCACGUGUCAUGUUACAUAAUUCUGAUCAUUUUGCGCCAGGAGCUAGCUGAAGUGCUGAAUAAAAAGCACUCUCUUGAGGAGUCUGGUGGAGAAACAUAAAGUGAUGACUCAUUUUUAAAAGAAUAAUAAUCUCAUAUUUGCACAUGGCGAGACACAGGGCCUGGUGGUGGUCUGCACCGCUGCCAAACGUUCCAUGUUUCUUCUCUGCGGCGAUGAUGGAGGUGGUAGUGUUAGUCCCAGUCGAGACGGUGUCAGACUUUCCUGCACAGCUGCUGUGCUGAAGUUUUCCCCAGUGUCACCAGAGUGACCAUCAUCACGCCAUUCUACGAUGCUUUUCAGCAGACUACAAAGAGCUUCAAUGACCCACACUCUUGUUUUUGUGCUUAGACAGUGUACGCAUAUGUCUAAAGACAGAAUUUUGUUGUGUUUUUAAUUUAAUAAGGCAAGUGUGUCCCUGAAUUUCAGUAUGCCAGACUGUGCACACGCAUGCCCUCACACACAUAAUGGUACUGAUUACUUACUGUUAAUGUCACUGUUGUCCAUCAUCUUCAGUGUUUCUUCACUAACAAAAUGGCCAAAACUUAACUCCUCUCUAAUUCAACAUGACACUUUGUGACACUUUGUGAAGUUAAGUGAUGAUGUCACAUUUUCCACUUACAUUGCAAGUUUUGGUACAAUAAGAUGACUUAUUAACCAAAAAUGUUCUCUUUUCUUCCCAUAUCAGCAAGUUCGUUGCCAUACUUGGGAACUGCAUGUGAUGCUUUGCACCAUUGAGUUGACUCUACAUUUUCCACUCAACAAUAACAAUCAAAUUAAUAUACAUACUUACUGAAAAACAUAAAUUUGUGGCUUAUCCAAUAUGUUAUAAGUUAGGGCUAGUGUCCACUUAUAAAGGGGUUCAACACACACAUGCAAAUAUGUUCAGCUUUGCAUCACACUGGUGAUACAUGAAUAGAUGUGACACAACAGUGACUAAAGUUGUUAAUAUUUUUGAUUUGAGUAUAUAGAAUAGCAUUAAUCUAAGUGUUACUGGUCUCAGUUUGAAAGGUAUGUCUGUGCACAAACAUACACUGUGUGGUCAGACGACUGGUGGUUUGGGAUGUGGGGGAAGAAGGAGCGAGAAAGGAGGUAAGGGGCAGUGAGUGAAAGUGGGAGGAGUGUGUCUGGGUGUGGGACUGUCAUCCCAUUGAGGGGAGUAGCUGUGGUGUUUUGAUCAAAAUCCAGCAGAUGUGGGAGAGUGAGAGAGCGAGAGAGAGAGAGACAGAUUUCCACCCACCCAACAAGGAGACACACUCAUAAACAGCAGGCAGACGGAGUGAGAGUCAGAAAGACACAGGAUCCCAGGGCAGCAGGAGUUCAAACAGCGAGGCAGACAGAAACAGAGUUUCAUUCUGGGAAGAUGUUUUGUUAAAAGGGAGGAAAAGUCACACAGACACAUUCACACUAAUAAACAUAGAGUGUGCUAUCCAGACAGACAGGCAGGAACACAAGAUAUACUACCAUUAGCUACAGAGGAAAAAUCUAAUAAGGACACAUUUAGUAAACUCUCUCUCCCCUGUCACACACAUACACACACACUGAGUGUGUGCUACCCAGCGUGAGGAGCAGGGCCGAUCGACCCCAGCAAGUGGAGCAUCAGGGAGGAAGGAGCAAGCAAGUGGAUGGAUGCCUUUUGCAGACUCAGUGGUCUGGACCCUCUGUGGGACUGGAACCGUACGUGGUACACAGCCAACCCAGACCUGACCCAGUGUUUCCAAAACACAGUACUGGUGUGGGUCCCCUGUAUUUAUCUGUGGUUGCUGGCCCCUUUCUACUGUCUUCACCUCUACUGCCAUGACCGCGGACACAUUCGAAUGUCUUGCCUCUGCACCGCCAAGAUGGUGUUGGGUUUUCUGCUGGCCUCCUUUGGUUUUGUGGAGUUCUUCUACAUCCUGCUGGAAAGGAGCCAGGAGAUCCAGCAGCACAUGGUCUUCCUACUCAGCCCCAUCAUACGCAGUAUGACUGUGAUCUUGGCCUUAUGCAUCAUCCAGCUGGAAAGAGUAAGAGGCUGUCGUUCCUCUGUAUUCCUCUUCCUGUUCUGGGUCUUGGCUGUUGUCUGUUCCCUGGUGCCUCUAAGAGCUAAGAUCCAGCUGGCCAUGGAUGAGGGCAUUGCCUCUGAUAUUGUACGAUACCUCGCCUUCUUCUCCUACUUCACAAUCCAACUGGCCCAGCUCUUCCUGUGCUGUUUUGCUGACCAACCUCCAGAAGGAAAACCCAUCUUGGAAAAGAAUCCCUGUCCAGUGAAAGAUGCCUCUUUCCUGUCAAAGAUUCUCUUCUGGUGGUUCACUGGGCUUGUUGUGAAAGGAUAUCGUGCCCCGCUGGUGGCAGAGGACCUGUGGACCCUGAGGGAGGAAGACACGUCACAAAAAAUCAUCUCUGAGCUGGAACAGGACUGGACAGCUGAAUGUGCCAAACUUCACAAGCAGGAGAAGGCCUUGGCGUCGGGUGUGGCGCUGGGGGGCAGACUGCCAGACCAGGCUCAGCUUCUCAGGAAGCUGCAGAAGAAGCAGAGCUCUGGCUUCUUCCUGCUCAGGACGCUAGCACGGAAGUUUGGUCCAUACUUUCUGAACGGUACCCUGUGUAUCAUAUUCCACGAUGCCUUCAUGUUCGCCAUCCCCCAGGUGCUCAGUCUUCUUCUGGGUUUCAUGAGAGACCAAGAUGCUCCGCUGUGGAAAGGCUAUUUCUACGCCACUCUGAUGUUCCUGCUGUGCUGUCUCCAGUCCCUCUUCAACCAUCAGUACAUGUACACUUGCUUCACAGUGGGAAUGAGAGUGAAGACAGCUGUUAUGGGCUUGGUUUACAGGAAGUCUUUGGUGAUAAACAGCGCUGCCAGGAGGACUUGCACUGUGGGCGAGAUUGUGAAUCUGGUUUCAGCAGACACUCAGAAGCUCAUGGACUUUGUGGUGUAUUUCAACGCUGUCUGGCUGGCUCCUAUUGAAAUUGCUCUUUGUCUCUUCUUCCUCUGGCAGCAUCUUGGCCCAUCAGCUUUGGCAGGAAUCGCCACUGUCAUUCUCAUUUUUCCACUCAACGGAUUCAUAGCAAAGAAAAGAAGCAAGCUGCAGGAGGUUCAAAUGAAGUUCAUGGAUGGCCGCAUCAGACUGAUGAAUGAGAUCCUGAAUGGAAUAAAGAUCUUGAAAUUCUAUGCCUGGGAGAAGGCCUUCCUGGAGCAGGUUUUGGGCCACAGAGAAAAGGAGCUCAAAGCCCUGAAGAAGUCUCAGAUCCUUUACUCCAUUUCCAUUGCGUCCUUCAACUCCUCUUCUUUCCUGAUUGCCUUUGCCAUGUUUGGAGUCUACGUGACGCUCGAUGAUAGGAACGUCCUGGAUGCACAGAAAGUUUUUGUCUCAAUGGCGCUGAUCAACAUCCUGAAGACUCCACUUAGCCAGCUUCCAUUUGCUAUAAGCACGACUAUGCAGGCUAUGGUUUCACUGAGACGUCUGGGAAAGUACCUGUGCUCAGAGGAACUCAAAGUGGACAAUGUCUCAAAGGCUCCAUUGAGUUCUGAUGGGGAAGACGUGGCGAUAGAAAAUGGCACUUUCAGCUGGUCUGCAGAGGGCCCUCCGUGUCUUAAAAGGAUCAACGUCCAUGUGCCACGAGGUUCCCUCGUCGCUGUGGUUGGACAUGUGGGCAGUGGAAAGUCCUCUUUGUUGUCCGCCAUGCUUGGUGAAACAGAGAAAAGAAGUGGGAGUGUCUCUGUUAAGGGCUCUGUGGCGUAUGUGCCCCAACAGGCCUGGAUCCAGAACGCCACAGUCCAAGACAACAUCAUAUUUGGCCGGGAGAAACUGAAGACAUGGUACCACCGAGUGCUAGAGGCCUGCGCACUGCUGCCCGACCUGGAAAUCCUACCUGCUGGAGAUGCUACAGAAAUUGGAGAGAAGGGAUUGAACCUCUCAGGUGGGCAGAAACAGAGGGUAAGCCUGGCCAGGGCUGUCUACAGAAAGGCUGAUGUUUACCUCUUGGAUGAUCCGCUGUCUGCUGUUGAUGCACAUGUGGGUCAACACAUCUUUGACAAAGUCAUUGGACCCAAAGGUGUCCUUAGAGAUAAGACCCGCAUCCUGGUGACCCAUGGGAUGAGCUUCCUGCCGCAGGCUGACCAUAUCUUCGUCCUGGUAGAUGGAGAAAUCACAGAGAGUGGUUCAUACCAGGAGCUCCUCAGCCGCCAUGGUGCCUUUGCUGACUUCAUCCACACCUUCGCCAGCACAGAGCGAAAAGAGAGCGCUAUACAGAGAGCUGGUUCUAGGAGAUCAAAUGCUCGUCUCAGCAUGGUCGACUUCAUGCCCUUCUCCAGAGACCUGUCACAGGAGCAGCUCAUUGGGGGUGACACCACUAAUACCAACCUGCAGAAUAUGGAGCCUGUGUCUGAAACAGACCUGGAACAAGUACCAGAGGACUUGGGCAAACUGACUGAGGUUGACAAGGCCCGGACUGGAAGGGUGAAGUUGGAGAUGUACAAAAAGUACUUCAAGACAAUCGGCUUGGCCAUCAUCAUUCCCAUCGUCUUCCUGUACGCCUUUCAGCAGGGGGCCUCAUUGGCCUACAACUACUGGCUUAGCAUGUGGGCUGACGAUCCUAUUGUUAACGGCACCCAGAUCGAUACUGACCUCAAACUGACCGUGUUUGGUGUACUGGGCUUUGUACAAGGUGUCGCAAUCUUUGGUACAACAGUUGGCAUCUCCAUCUGCGGCAUCAUCGCCUCUCGCCACCUGCACAUGGACCUGCUGAUCAACGUGCUGCGCUCUCCGAUGUCUUUCUUUGAGUGCACGCCCAGCGGCAACCUACUCAAUCGCUUUGCAAAGGAGAUUGACGCCAUCGACUGCAUGGUCCCCGAUGGCUUGAAGAUGAUGCUGAGCUAUGUCUUUAAACUCAUGGAGGUGUGCAUCAUUGUGCUGAUGGCGACGCCUUUUGCAGCCGUGAUCAUCCUGCCUCUUGCUUUGCUUUACGCCUUUGUCCAGAGCUUCUACGUCGCCACAUCCUGUCAGCUGCGGAGGCUUGAAGCUGUGAGCCGCUCGCCCAUCUACACCCACUUCAACGAGACGGUGCAGGGCGCCAGCGUCAUCCGGGCCUUUGGCGAGCAGCCCAGAUUCAUCCAGCAGGCCAAUGCGAGGGUCGACUUCAAUCAGACCUCCUACUUCCCCCGAUUUGUGGCCACCCGGUGGCUGGCAGUCAAUCUGGAGUUUGUUGGCAAUGGUGUGGUCUUAGCUGCUGCCAUUCUCUCUGUAAUGGGUAAAAACACCCUGAGCCCAGGCAUCGUUGGUUUGGCUGUGUCACACUCCCUCCAGGUGACUGGGAUCCUGAGUUGGAUCGUGAGAUCCUGGACUGAUGUAGAAAACAACAUUGUUUCUGUGGAGAGAGUCAAUGAGUAUGCUGAUACUGCUAAAGAGGCCAGUUGGAAUAUAGAGGGCAGCUCCUUGCCCCUGGCCUGGCCCCAGAGAGGUACUAUAGAGUUCCAGGACUACGGGCUGCAGUACCGUAAAGGCCUUGAGUUGGCUCUGAAGGGCAUUACCUUGAAUAUUCAUGAAAGAGAGAGGGUUGGAAUUGUGGGUAGGACAGGAGCGGGGAAGUCCUCACUUGCUCUGGGAAUCUUCAGGAUCUUAGAGGCAGCAAAGGGAAAGAUCUUCAUAGAUGGAGUCAACAUCGCAGACAUCGGACUCCAUGACCUCAGAUCCCGCAUUACUAUCAUUCCUCAGGACCCCGUGCUGUUCUCAGGCUCCCUCCGGAUGAAUCUUGACCCCUUUGACACCUACACUGAUGAGGAGAUGUGGCGUUCACUGGAGCUCGCUCACCUCAAAAACUUUGUCUCUAAUCUGCCUGACAAACUCAACCAUGAAUGCUCAGAGGGAGGAGAAAACCUCAGUCUGGGUCAGCGCCAACUAGUGUGCCUGGCCAGGGCCUUGCUGAGGAAAACCAAGAUCCUGGUUUUGGACGAGGCAACAGCUGCUGUGGACCUGGAGACAGACACACUAAUCCAGUCAACAAUUCGCACACAGUUUGAAGACUGCACUGUCCUGACCAUUGCUCACCGCCUUAACACUAUCAUGGACUAUACUAGAGUUAUCGUCAUGGACAGAGGCCACAUUUCUGAGAUGGACACUCCAGCCAACCUCAUCGCACAUCGGGGACAGUUUUACCAAAUGUGCCGGGAAUCUGGGCUGGUCUAGGUCUUCACUGGGCUUCGUACCAUGGUGCUGAUGCCCUGGUGUACAGAUGUGACACCUUGUUUGUGUGGCUCUCCAACAUACGUUACAUUGGGCCAUUCCAAGCUUUGUGGCAGCUUAAAACGUCUCUCCAGGAGGGCAUUGUCAGUGAAUCUCAAGAGCAGGUGCUGACGCAGUCCCUAUAUGUUGGUAUAUAAACACACACAGACAAGCUGUCCUAAGUCAGGAAAAGACAUUGUUAACCUCAGAUGAUGAACACUCAGAAAGAUGCUACAGUGGAUUGACUGUUAAGUUUUCAAGCUAUAAUUAUUGUAUAUUGAGUAGGGGAGUCAAUUUAUUCCAUGAAAGGAUUAAGCCAGUGAGCUGGAAUGAAAGAGUUCCGCGCAUCUUAAGGAUUUUCAUUCUCUUUUUCAAUGGGAGCUAUAUUAUUUUUGUAGUUUUUGUAAGUGUUAUAAAGCACAAGAGAUAUUUUUUGAUGUUGUCUCAGGCUUAAAUGUUGAUGUUUACUCACACUUUUUUUAGCCUUGUAUACCAAAAAAAGAGGCAGUUUUGUAACUGUAAAUUGAUAUCUAUUUUGUCGUCUUAUCCCAGAAACUGGGACAGGAAAUACUCUGACACACUAACCUUCAAAAAGGUUCACCCUGGCAAACACAGGGGAAGUGAGGUUUACAAAGCCUUCAAAAUUUCAGCAGGAAGCAGCCAAUUUAGAAUUUUUAUAUGUCAGGGUAAAAGAGGAAAACAUUGAAAUGAGCCAAGACAUUAGCAGUCGUCCAACUAUGUUGUGGCUGUUGUGUAUUUCUGUCAAAGUAAACACAUAAAAAAGUCAAUAGAGACCUUGCUGGUCAGAUUUAACCUGACGCCGGUAGUGAAAACCACCAUGAAUGAAGAGAAUGUCUCUUCAAAACAAUAGUGAUAAAUCUCUGUGUCUUUGCCUACACCACACUACUCAGGCCAUACACAUAUAUACAGAAGAGAAGAAAAUAAUCUGUAUUGUUCUUUUGGUGCUGACAUGACACACUGUAAAUAGUCCAUGUUGACCUUUACUCUAAAAUCAAAGAAAGAACCCUAUGAUAUUUUCAAAGAGAAGAGGAAUUUACUGUUUUUGUCUUACUGGUUUAGACACUAUAGUGUACGAGAAACCCUGUAGUUUAUUUAUGUAAUACGACAAAAUGUAUUAAGUGUCCUUAAAAUUCUGAGGAUUGUAUUAUAUUUAUACUUUUUAUAACAAGCUUGUUCAUUUUUCACUGACAAUUUACUGUUAAUGUACUGUCUUGAUCCAUCCAUCAUGCUGGACAAUAAACCUGAUUUGAAUCUACUAUA